This is a messenger RNA of Oncorhynchus mykiss (rainbow trout), 1780 nucleotides long. It is a transcript of the gene edaradd, whose product is annotated as EDAR associated via death domain. The record is from RefSeq and is a predicted model, not a curated record. Gene Ontology annotation, molecular function: protein binding. NCBI's taxonomy places the organism in Eukaryota, Metazoa, Chordata, Actinopteri, Salmoniformes, Salmonidae. Gene Ontology annotation, biological process: signal transduction.
CAGACAGGUCUUUCGGCCUCCAUGACAUGUCUUCCAUUGUGUACGGGAAGUUGCUCGACAUGAGACACUUCUGAUCAGAGAAGAGGCAUAUAUGAUUGAAGUCUGAACUUGUUCUACUAUUGAGCAGCAUCAUCAUCAUUACAUCAUCUUUAACCUCCCACCCCCUCAGCUCAGUCUCGGGUACUCAGUCGCCGAAGUCGUAUCGCCAUUCCGCAUCAAUUUUGUUAUCAGACGUUGUCAUUUUACUAUUAGGUGCAACGGACUUUUCUCUUAUGUGUACGUCAAUUUGUGUCAAGAUGAAUAGCUUGAAGGCGUUUAAGGAGCCAUUCGAUAGAAUCAUCUCUGAACCAGUGGAGGACACAGAUACUAGUAGCUUCAUGGCAGAAAUGUCCUUGAAGUCCAACUAUCCAGUCCAAGUCACAGAACCUCAAGAUACAGUGACACUGCAGCUGAGGUCCAUGCCACCUGGCUACCUUACACCUCUCUCAGACAGAAUAAGACAGCCAGUGGAAGAUGGUGUAGAGUGCAUCUGCACAGGCUCCAUCUCACCAGACUUCCCCAAGGAGCUGCAGUUCUUGAACAACCAAUGUGAGAAGUGCUGCUGCUCAGCUCCACCUCCAAAGAUCAGUGACCUAAUGGAUGACAACGACUUGCUUGACUUACUGCGUCUUAAACUGGAUCCAAAUCAUUGCACUGUCAAGAACUGGAAGAACUUUGCGAGCCGUUGGGGUAUGAGCUAUGAUGAGCUGACUCUGCUGGAGCACCGGACCCAGGGCUCAAUGUGCCACAGCCCCACACAAGAGUUCCUGCUGCGCAACAACCACAAGACCGUCACUGAGCUCACCGAACUUUGCCGGGUCUACCAGCGCAUUGAUGUGCUGCGGCUUCUGCAACGCUGGAUGGAGAACGACUGGCCCUCACGCUGGCAAAAUGCUCAUUAAUCACAUAUGCCCUCAUUAAUCGCUAUCCACUUUAUUGAAUUAGCAAUGACAACAGGGACUUGGACCAUUUGUUAUCAGAAGCCUAUUUAUUUAACAACCAGUGGUUCCCGGAUUUUAGAUGAUUUGGUGUGCAAAAGACAACUGGAUCACAUGUUAUGACUCCUGUGGAGUUGAGGACUUAAUGGGACUGAUUGUCGUUUUGUACUUGUUACCAAUACUGUAGUUCAGAUUAUCUCAACCGGCACAUUCUUUUCUUUUUCAAAAGGUUCCUCAUUCUCUGAAUUGUUGUGUGUUCAAGUGUUGGUGUACCCACAAAAAUAAUGAGGCGGCUAGAGCAUAAAAAGUAGAGCUGUGUUAACCAACAGCACGUAAAGAAGGUGAGGUGGGAAAAGGAGAACGAGAUUAAAAGGGUGAAUUGUUCAUCAAUUGUAAUUUUUUUAGAACAGUGACCAUGAUAAGAAUUAAUGUAGUAUAUAUCAUAUGGCAAAGAUGACAGUGUUGCGUUUUGGUCUUUAUAGUCUCAUAAAAAUAGGAAUAAUCUCCAAAUAAUGUAUUGUUCGUAUUCAUAGUUAAUGAGUUGAUUAUUUUGGGAUAGUUUGAUGAAGCUGAGAUUGUGUUUUUCAAUUUCACUACAGUUUGAAUUCUAAUUAGGAAUUUGCCCUUACGCAGAGAUAUAUUGAAUGUGGUUCCAAUUCCUCUCCCCAACCCCACUUGAAGCAAAUAAAAGCUAGAUGGUUUACAUAUUCUUGCUAAUCUUAUUAACUUUCCCUCAAUAAUACUUUUAAAAAAAAAUCAUAUCCUCAUAUCAUCAUUUACUUUAAUCAUGUCAAUUAAAAUAC